Molecule: messenger RNA, 2145 nt
Organism: Scomber japonicus (chub mackerel)
Lineage: Eukaryota; Metazoa; Chordata; Actinopteri; Scombriformes; Scombridae
Gene: tcf7l1b
Product: transcription factor 7 like 1b
Exons: 12
Coding region: 1-1740 (579 amino acids)
Biological process (GO): regulation of transcription by RNA polymerase II; generation of neurons; canonical Wnt signaling pathway
Cellular component (GO): beta-catenin-TCF complex
Molecular function (GO): DNA-binding transcription factor activity, RNA polymerase II-specific; RNA polymerase II cis-regulatory region sequence-specific DNA binding
Source: RefSeq, a predicted model, not a curated record
AUGCCACAGCUGAACGGAGGUGGUGGGGACGAUUUGGGGGCCAAUGAUGAAAUGAUAUCUUUCAAAGACGAAGGGGAACAAGAGGAAAAGAUAUCCGAAAACGUAUCGGCGGAAAGGGAUUUGGAUGAUGUGAAAUCCUCUUUAGUGAACGAGUCGGAAAACAACAGCAGCUCGUCAGACUCAGAGCAAGCAGAGAGGCGCCCCCAAACCAGACCCGACUCAGAAAGUUAUGAGAAAGCAAGAGACUACUUCGGUGAAGCACUGAGAAGGCAGCAAGAUGGUGGCUUUUUUAAGAGUCCACACUAUCCUGGUUACCCGUUUCUUAUGAUCCCAGACCUCACCAAUCCCUACCUAUCCAACGGCUCACUGUCUCCGAGUGCAAGAACAUACCUGCAGAUGAAAUGGCCUCUUUUGGACGUCCCCGGAUCUGCAGGACUCAAAGACUCACGUUCUCCAACCCCAGGACAUUUAUCCAAUAAAGUCCCAGUGGUCCAGCAUGCCCACCAUGUCCACCCGCUGACGCCACUCAUCACCUACAGCAAUGAACACUUCUCCCCCGGCACGCCGCCAUCGCACCUCUCUCCGGAGAUCCUCGACCCAAAGACAGGUAUUCCUCGGACACCUCACCCAUCGGAGCUCUCUCCGUACUACCCCCUGUCUCCUGGCGCUGUUGGUUCAAUCGCUCACCCUCUUGGCUGGCUGAUGCCACAGCAGGGCCAGCCCAUGUACUCCAUCCCUCCGGGGGGAUUCCGUCACCCCUAUCCAGCGCUAGCAAUGAAUGCAUCCAUGUCCAGCUUGGUGUCCAGCCGUUUCUCCCCUCACAUGGUGACUCCACCGCCGCACAGCCUCCACCAGACCGGCAUUCCCCAUCCCGCCAUUGUCUCCCCAGCCAUAAAGCAGGAACCCAGCGGUGAUAACAUCAGCCCCUCAAUGCAUGCCAGGAAAUCACCCGUUCCCAAGAAAGAAGAGGACAAGAAGCCUCAUAUCAAGAAGCCUCUGAAUGCUUUCAUGCUGUACAUGAAGGAGAUGAGAGCCAAAGUAGUGGCAGAGUGCACUCUGAAAGAGAGCGCUGCCAUUAACCAGAUCCUUGGAAGACGGUGGCAUUCCCUGUCGAGAGAGGAACAAGCCAAAUACUACGAGCUGGCCAGAAAAGAGAGGCAACUCCACUCUCAGCUCUAUCCAGGAUGGUCAGCACGAGAUAACUAUGGAAAGCGGAAAAAGAGGAAGAGAGAGAAUAAACCAGACUCAAAGCCAGAAGAUUUCUCAAUAAGAAGCAAGAAGCAGUGCGUGCAGUACCUGCCCUCGGAGAAGAUGUGUGACAGCCCUGCGUCGUCCCACGGCAGCAUGCUGGACUCGCCGGCUACUCCCUCUGCGGCUCUGGCCUCGCCGGCUGCUCCUGCCGCCACUCACUCCGAGCAGGCCCAGCCGCUAUCGCUCACCACCAAACCGGAGGGACGCAUGCACCACCACUUCUCCAUACCUGGGAAGGCAUCUGGAUCCACAUCCUCAUCUUCCUCCUCCUCCUCCUCCUCUUCCUCCUCCCAACCUCCCAUCUCCAUCCCUAUUGGUACUUCAGGUAGCCACUCGACCACACCCAUCCUCACCCGGCCAAUCCCUUUCACCUCUCUGCACCACUCCAUGCUCUCUCCCCCUUCCCCUUUCCAUCAGGCAGCCCUUCACUCCCAUCAUGCUCUGUUCCAGUCACAGCCCCUCUCCUUGGUUACCAAACCAACUGAAUGAAUCCACAAAGGCAAUUUUCUCCCAUUUAUUGUGCUGUAUAUUGCUUUUCUUUCAAAUAGAUAUUAGAACAACUUUUUUUCUAAAUAAUGAAAAGGAAGAAAUAUUAUUGGUCAAUAUUUGACUGUCUCCUUUUCUACAUCUCUCAAUGAAAUGUAUUUUUUGUAAAGUUUACUGCAGAACUGGUUUCUUUUUUGAUGCAUUUAUUCAAUGAACCUCUUGUAUAAAAGAACCAAUGUACAUAAAGUUUCUUUAUAAAAACAAAAAGGAACAAAAACACAUUUUCUUUUUAGCCAAAACCUGAUUAAUGUUAGUAUUAAGUUUUAAGUCCUAGUACUGGCCAAUAAUUGCAGCCCCCUUUUCAAUUCACGAGUGUGUGCCCUCUUUGACAUGUUAAAUAAACAUUUG